AUGGCGUCGACGGUGGAGGAGCAGAAGGUGCACUUUGACUCAAAAGAUGCGUUGACCAUGGUAGAGGAGCUGAGAGGCAGCUAUGGUUCUGGGAAGACCAGAAGCUACGAGUGGAGAGAGUCGCAGCUGAAGAACCUUUUGAAAGUGGCAGAAAACCACGAACAAGAAAUUGUUGAUGCCCUUCGCUCUGACCUCUCCAAACCUGAAUUUGAAGCCUACGUUCAAGAGAUAUCUAUGUUAAAGGGCUCAUGUAAGUUGGCACUCAAAGCGCUGAGAAAUUGGAUGAAGCCAGAAAAGGCUAAAACUUCACUAACCACUUUCCCUUCGUCAGCCGAAAUAGUGUCUGAACCUCUUGGUGUUAUACUAAUAAUUUCAGCAUGGAAUUAUCCUUUCUUGCUGUCCCUUGAUCCAGUUGUCGGUGCCAUAGCAGCUGGUAAUGCUGUGGUCCUUAAACCAUCAGAACUUGCUCCAGCUACAUCGUCAUUGCUUGCAAAACUAGUAGGUGAAUAUAUGGAUAGCUCUUCUAUAAGAGUUGUUGAGGGGGCAGUUGCUGAAACAUCUGCACUGUUAGAUCAAAAGUGGGACAAAAUAUGUUACACAGGCAAUGGAAGAGUGGGACGUAUAGUGAUGGCUAGUGCUGCAAAGCACCUUACACCUGUUCUUCUGGAGCUCGGAGGAAAAUCUCCUGUUGUUGUUGAUUCUGGUAUCAACUUACAAGUUGCAACUAGGCGAAUAAUUGUAGGAAAGUGGGGGUGUAAUAAUGGACAGGCUUGCAUCUCCCCCGAUUACAUUGUAACAACAAAAGAUUUUGCUCCUAAGCUGGUGGAUUCUUUGAAACGUGAAUUAGAGAAUUUUUAUGGAAAGAAUCCAUUAGAAUCAAAAGAUUUGUCUCGUAUAGUGAAUUCAAAUCACUUUGCUCGCUUGACAAAGCUCUUGGAUGAGGAUAAGGUUUCUGGUAAGAUCGUCCUGGGAGGUGAAAGGGACAAAACCAACUUGAGGAUAGCUCCCACCAUCUUGCUCGAUGUCUCACGGGACUCUUUGAUCAUGAAUGAGGAAAUAUUUGGUCCUUUGCUUCCCAUUCUCACGGUCGACAGAGUGGAAGAAAGUUUUGACUUGAUAAACUCAGGAACAAAGCCCCUUGCUGCAUAUUUGUUUACUAACAAUAAGAAGCUGAAGGAGCACUUUGUAAGGACUGUCUCCGCCGGGGGUUUGGUUGUCAAUGACACUACCAUACAUCUUGCUGUUCCGUCCUUGCCAUUUGGAGGAGUUGGGGAAAGUGGAAUGGGUGCAUACCAUGGAAAAUUCUCCUUUGAUGCGUUUAGCCAUAAGAAGGCAGUUGUUUAUCGAGGUUUCGCUGGUGAUGCUUCUGUGAGGUACCCACCAUACACAAAGGGGAAGCUAAGACUUCUUAAGGCUCUGAUCGGCGGUGGCAUAUUAAGCAUAAUCCGCGCUGUGUUUGGAUGGUCCAAGGCUUAA
Prunus armeniaca (apricot) is the source of this 1476-nucleotide messenger RNA. Lineage: Eukaryota; Viridiplantae; Streptophyta; Magnoliopsida; Rosales; Rosaceae. The record is from the annotation of a GenBank genome assembly.